UUGCGCACAGCUAAUAGAUAAAUUUGUCACGAAAUAUGGCGGUUGCAGGUAGUAGUAAAAAAGCUAUUGCACUGUUGCUCGGACAGUGUGUUCCAAGCUUGAAGAAGGGCGUACCAAAAAUUCGGAUACGUCAUCUGGAACUUGACGAAAAUCUGCUGAUGUACUUCGGAAAAGACACAUAUGUAUAUGCUAAUGAUCCGAAAAAUAUCUGUCAGCCUGGAGACCACGUACUCCUAAAGCAACUACCCAAAAAAUUGACUCGCCUGAUUGCGCACGAGAUCCUGGAGGUCGUCUAUCCAUACGGCGAUGUUACAGAUCCUGUAACUGGCAAGAAAGUAGUCGUAGGACAAUAUAGGGAUGCUAUCAAGGCACAGAACAAGCUAUAUGGGGAAGUAAAUUCGGCGUUUGAUUACGAUAAAGCUCCCCCCAGGGGUAGUCAAAAAGAGAAACGUGAUUUCAGUUUUCAUGAAACAUACGUCAAGUACCACGAAGAUCCCGAUGACCCACAACCAUAUGCGGUAUAAACCUAGAUUGUAUAAAUUUUCGCCUGUUAGCAUUCAAUAAACGAGUAACCUUAA
Molecule: messenger RNA, 578 nt
Organism: Athalia rosae (coleseed sawfly)
Lineage: Eukaryota; Metazoa; Arthropoda; Insecta; Hymenoptera; Athaliidae
Gene: mRpS17
Product: 28S ribosomal protein S17, mitochondrial
Exons: 4
Coding region: 36-524 (162 amino acids)
Biological process (GO): mitochondrial translation
Cellular component (GO): mitochondrial small ribosomal subunit
Molecular function (GO): structural constituent of ribosome
Source: RefSeq, a predicted model, not a curated record